This is a messenger RNA of Cynocephalus volans (Philippine flying lemur), 1452 nucleotides long. It is a transcript of the gene SP9, whose product is annotated as Sp9 transcription factor. The record is from RefSeq and is a predicted model, not a curated record. The transcript has 2 exons. Gene Ontology annotation, biological process: regulation of transcription by RNA polymerase II. Bases 1 to 1452 code for a protein of 483 amino acids. Lineage: Eukaryota; Metazoa; Chordata; Mammalia; Dermoptera; Cynocephalidae. Gene Ontology annotation, molecular function: DNA-binding transcription factor activity, RNA polymerase II-specific; RNA polymerase II cis-regulatory region sequence-specific DNA binding.
AUGGCCACGUCUAUACUCGGGGAAGAGCCGCGCUUUGGAACGACCCCGUUGGCCAUGCUGGCGGCGACCUGCAACAAGAUCGGCAACACGAGCCCGCUGACCACGCUGCCCGAGUCGAGCGCCUUCGCCAAAGGCGGCUUCCACCCCUGGAAGCGCUCCUCGUCCAGCUGCAACCUCGGCUCCAGCCUCUCCGGCUUCGCCGUGGCCACCGGCGGCCGCGGCUCAGGCGGCCUGGCGGGCGGCUCGGGCGCAGCCAACAGCGCCUUCUGCCUGGCCUCCACGUCGCCCACGUCAUCCGCCUUCAGCAGCGACUACGGCGGCCUCUUCUCCAACUCGGCGGCUGCCGCGGCGGCGGCGGCCGGGGUGUCCCCGCAGGAGGCGGGCGGCCAGUCGGCCUUCAUCUCCAAAGUGCACACGACGGCAGCCGACGGCCUGUACCCGCGCGUGGGCAUGGCGCAUCCGUACGAGUCAUGGUACAAGUCGGGUUUCCACUCGACGCUCGCUGCGGGCGAGGUGACCAACGGUGCGGCGUCGUCGUGGUGGGACGUGCACAGCAGCCCGGGCUCGUGGCUGGAUGUGCAGAACCCCGCUGGGGGGCUCCAGAGCUCGCUGCACUCGGGCGCCCCCCAGGCCUCGCUGCACUCGCAGCUGGGCACCUACAACCCCGACUUCAGCUCGCUCACGCACUCGGCCUUCAGUUCCACGGGUCUCGGCUCCUCGGCCGCCGCCGCCUCGCACCUGCUCUCCACCAGCCAGCACCUGCUGGCCCAGGACGGUUUCAAGCCGGUGCUGCCCUCCUAUUCAGACUCAAGCGCCGCGGUGGCGGCCGCUGCCGCCAGCGCCAUGAUCUCGGGUGCCGCGGCCGCCGCCGCCGGGGGGAGCUCGGCCCGCUCCGCCCGCCGCUACUCCGGACGCGCCACCUGCGACUGCCCUAACUGCCAGGAGGCCGAACGACUGGGCCCGGCCGGAGCGAGCCUGCGGCGCAAGGGCCUGCACAGCUGCCACAUCCCGGGCUGCGGCAAGGUGUACGGCAAGACGUCGCACCUGAAGGCGCACCUGCGCUGGCACACGGGCGAGCGGCCCUUCGUGUGCAACUGGCUCUUCUGCGGCAAACGCUUCACGCGCUCGGACGAGCUGCAGCGGCACCUGCGGACUCACACGGGCGAGAAACGCUUCGCCUGUCCAGUGUGCAACAAGCGCUUCAUGCGCAGCGACCACCUGAGCAAACACAUUAAGACGCACAACGGGGGCGGCGGUGGCAAAAAGGGCAGCGACAGUGACACGGACGCUAGCAACUUGGAGACGCCCCGCUCCGAGUCCCCCGACCUCAUCCUGCACGACUCCGGUGUCAGUGCCGCCCGGGCGGCGGCAGCUGCUGCGGCUGCAGCGGCGGCGGCGGCGGCGGCCUCGGCGGGAGGCAAGGAAGCCGCGUCUGGCCCCAGCGACUCUUAG